UUUGCCCCAUGUCCCACUAUGCCCUGCGCGGGUUCGGUGACCUCGCCUGUCCGUCUGUGUGUUGGGAUGUCCGCGAUGUUUAGAAAGGCAGUCCGCGGGUUUCUCGGGCCCAGGAACAGAUUAGAUCUUCAGCAACAGUUUGGGUUCAGAAGAGCACCAAAGAAAGAAGACCCACCGCAGUUAAAGUCACAGAAGAAGAAAGAAGCGGACAGUGUUAGUGACAGACAUGUUGAACAGCAGCAGAGCCUGCAGAAGAGUGGACUGUCUCCUGAGUUUGACUAUCACACGCUACAGACUGUCCCAUAUAGCAGACUGUUUAAACCUUUCUGUUUUGCUAUAGGGUUCAGUGGGGUGAGUUUUGUAGGAGCCUCCAUCUGGCAGUAUGAGAACCUGCGCGUGCUGACCCGCCGGCUGAUCGGACUGGACGGAGACUUCUUCAGGGACAGAAUACACCCGCCGAAAACUGGACAGUGGAGACGGGAGAUUAACAAGUUUUGGCAAAAUCUAACAGAAGGACAGAAGGUUGUUUCAGUAAUCAUAGGGUUGAAUGGUUUAGUGUAUGCGCUGUGGAGAAUACCUCAAUGUGGACCCACCAUGCUGAAGUAUUUCACAUCAAACAUCGCAUCAACUGCGAUCUGCCUGCCCAUGGUCCUGUCCACCUUUAGUCACUACUCCUUCCUACACUAUGCUGUGAACAUGUACGUGCUGUGGUCAUUCUCAACCAGUGCUGUCGCUAUUCUGGGGAAGGAGCAGUUCACGGCCUUCUACCUCACUGCAGGAGUGUUGUCCAACCUUGCCAGCUAUGCAGCUAAAGUUGGGUUUCAGAGGUUCGGGCCUUCACUUGGGGCUUCAGGUGCCAUCAUGGGUGUACUGGGUCUAGUGUGCACCCAGGUUCCGGAGGCACAACUUGCCAUCGUCUUCUUCCCGUUUGUAACAUUUACGGCUGGGUCGGCAAUUAAGGUGAUCAUGGGGCUGGAUGCGGCAGGUGUGUUGCUGGGCUGGAGGUUCUUCGACCACGCGGCACAUCUGGGAGGGGCCUUGUGUGGGAUUUGGUACAUGCUGUAUGGACACAAACAGAUCUGGCAGAACAGAGAACCUGUCAUGAGGGCGUGGCACAAGUUGCGGGACCCCCAGCAGCCUCCGCCUAAAUCAUGAACUUCACAGGACUGACAACAACUGUUCAAGUCAUGAAUUCUGCUGUUGACUGCCUUAAUGUGAAGACUUUAUGUGAAGAUUUAACCUCUCUUGUUGACAUACAUAUACAGGAGCUGUGUGGAAAGAUGUUGGCUGUAUCAAAAUGUACAAUUUGUAAACCAUGGACUGACCAUUGGAAAGUAAAUUCAAGCUACAGUAAUGUUUUUAUUGUUUUUACAUGUAGUGCUAUAGCCAAGUAUCCAGCCGUAUUAUAGCUAACGAGUCACUUCUCUCCUCUGCGUAGAGACUCAUUACCUAUCAUACGACUGGGUACCAGGCUAGUAUAGUGCUAUGUAGAUUUGAUUAGAUGUGAUUUUUU
Molecule: messenger RNA, 1513 nt
Organism: Branchiostoma floridae (Florida lancelet)
Lineage: Eukaryota; Metazoa; Chordata; Leptocardii; Amphioxiformes; Branchiostomatidae
Product: presenilins-associated rhomboid-like protein, mitochondrial
Exons: 10
Coding region: 19-1155 (378 amino acids)
Cellular component (GO): membrane
Molecular function (GO): serine-type endopeptidase activity
Source: RefSeq, a predicted model, not a curated record